AUGCCCAGUAACCUCUUGCGGUCACAACUCACAAACCUCUUCAUCUCUGCUUCCUCUAGAUCAUCUUUCACGCACACACAUCCUUUAACAAGGCUAGAGAUCUUUGCAGCUCUGAUAACAAAAAGUCGCACGCAAAAAAUGAAGCUCUUCUUUGCCACCCUGCUGCUUUGUUCUCUUCUCCUAAGCUCCUCUUUCUUGGAGCCCGCCAUGGCUCAGUCAGGAUUUUGCAGCAACAAGUGCAAAAGCAGGUGCGCAAAAGCAGCGGUGCAGGAUCGAUGCAUGAAGUACUGCGGGAUAUGCUGUGAGCAGUGCAAGUGUGUUCCUUCGGGGACUUAUGGGAACAAGCAUGAGUGCGCUUGCUACAGAGACAAGAGGAAUUCCAAGGGCAAGCCCAAAUGCCCUUGAAAAUGGCUGCUUUAGGAACUUGUGUAUGAAUGAACAGAGAGAGAGAGAGGUUGAAGAGUGUGUCGAGAUAGGUGCGGUGCAUAAUAAAGAGUAGGCAGCCAUGCAGUUUAUUAGUUAGUCUGAAUUAUGUAUGUAUGUCUGUGAGAGAGUCCAAUCACGUGUAAUUGGAAUAAUAUUGAGAGCAGCAGGACGUAUAUUGGUGUUA
This is a messenger RNA of Carya illinoinensis, 610 nucleotides long. Its product is annotated as snakin-1-like. The coding region runs from base 1 to 405 and encodes 134 amino acids. The transcript has 2 exons. The record is from RefSeq and is a predicted model, not a curated record. Lineage: Eukaryota; Viridiplantae; Streptophyta; Magnoliopsida; Fagales; Juglandaceae.